Closterium sp. Yama58-4 is the source of this 906-nucleotide messenger RNA. The record is from the annotation of a GenBank genome assembly. Lineage: Eukaryota; Viridiplantae; Streptophyta; Zygnematophyceae; Desmidiales; Closteriaceae.
AUGGUGCAGAUCAAAGAAUUCCGCAUCACCAUGCCCUUUUCUCUCGACGAGUAUCGCGUGGGGCAGACAUACAUGCGGUCGCGCAUGCAAAUGGAGAACACCAAGGGACGCGAGGGCAUCGAAGUGAUCGCAAGCGAGCCGUUUAAAGACGACGUGUUGGGCGAGGGUCACUUUUCGCACGUCGUCUAUCACUUCCAAAGCCGCGCGCCCGCGUGGAUCCGCCCGCUCGCUCCGGUCGAGGCGCUGCGGCUCGAAGAAAAGAACUGGAACGCGUUUCCCCGAUGCCGCACGGAGAUUAGCUGUCCGUACUUCUCCAACUACAAGAUCACCACCGACUCGUUUCACGUCGCAGACCGUGGCGAAUCAGAGAACGCGCUGAAGCUGUCGGAUGCUGAGCUGGAGCUGCGCAAGGUGGACCACGUGGACAUCGCGUCGGCCGACAGGGACAUGUGGUCGCGAACCAUCGCGCGGAAGCGCACUGACCCCUCCAAGAUCGCCCUGCUUAAACUCAACCGCGGCCCGCUCGCGCCCGGAUGGCAGGAAACGUGUGGGCCUGUGAUGACGUCGUACAAGUUGAUUCGCGUGGAUGCGCCCUACUGGGGUUUCGGCAGGCAGAUGGAGCUCGCUGCGAUCGCCGCGCACCGCGCUCUUUACCUGGAGGCGUACAGAAAGUGCUACGCGUGGGCGGAUGAGUGGUGCGAGAUGACUGUCGCGGACGCGCGCCGGAUCGAGCAGGAAAACAUCGACAGAAUGCGAAAGAGCCUUUCCCUGAGCGACAGCGUGGAUGAUGAAGCUUUUAGUGAUGCUGUAGAGGAUGCAGUGGAGGGGGAGGAGGAAGGAGAGGAAGAGGGUGUGUUCAAGUCAGCAGUAACAGCUUUACCUGCUGUUGCUCCAGUGGCCGCAUGA